This is a messenger RNA of Lineus longissimus, 2575 nucleotides long. RefSeq lists its product as uncharacterized. The coding region runs from base 11 to 790 and encodes 259 amino acids. The transcript has 4 exons. Lineage: Eukaryota; Metazoa; Nemertea; Pilidiophora; Heteronemertea; Lineidae. The record is from RefSeq and is a predicted model, not a curated record.
CCAAACAACCAUGGCGGUCGCAGGAGCAAUUUUUCCAUUUCGGCAUCAAUUUAUACCCAGUUUUAUCAAGAAUCUAGCGUCCAGCAAUACUCUGAUCACGCCUACUACAUGGGCCUCGAAUAGGACUUUCAGUCAAACUACUAAAUUGGAGGGAUCCCCUCCGUUUCUAGCCAAAAAGAGCCGGUUUGUCAAGUUGACAGAUCUAUGUACAGUGGGUCCUGUACAUAAUGUACAGUGGUCUUCUGUUCCACGGAUGAGUGGUUCUGGCAACACCCCUUUCUCCACUAUUUCCUCAAGAGAUCGCAGUGGACUUUCAUCUCUGUUUGAUGCUGAUAGUUGGAGAUCUAACAUGUGCAAGAGGAUGUUUUUUUCGGGGUCGUCACAAAACUCGGGCAAUAUAAAUUUAGCCAAAGGCAAAGGCAAAGUCAAAGGGGACGAGACACCUUCCCCUGUGAAUAAUCCAGCAUGGCAUGGUGUCAGACUCUCAAAUGAGAAUGGAUAUCUCUCCUACAACAGAAAUGCCUACCUGUGCCUUGUGAUAGGUGCUACCAUGAACGUCCAAACAAUCAUACCUCACUCAGCUGAGGCUGCAGUUGUCAUGUUUUCACUAGGGCUGCUUAACAGCAUCUUUGGAACUGGGGUCUUUCUUUUUAACAUCUUUCAUCUCCGUCAUGCACUGGCAUUAUCCAGUUCGCAUAUAUUUUUACACUCUUCCUUUGUCUUUGUUAAUUGCUUGUGUGUUUUAAUUGUAGUGUGUGCUGUCUAUUCACAAAAUUGUGAUAGUAGCUGAGCUUCAUCACGACAUUUGUUGUUUUGACUCCCUCAUGGUACUUGCAGGACCAGUACUUCAUCAUUCUGGCUUUGUAAUUUUAUUAAAACAAUUUAGCUUUAAAGGAUUUUUGUCACUGCCUUUGACCAUCACAUGUUGAUUGAGUGCCUGCUGCAAUGUAGCUCUGUCUGUUUUGAGAAUUUGAAACAGCAUUUAGUUAUUUGUUCAAGUGUCAUGUGCUGUUUUUGUGUCGGACAUUUAUGCCCCUUUUUAUGCAUGGGUAACUCCUUGCAUUUCCAGACUAGAAACAGUAACAUUUUGUAGUAAUGGCACCUCUGCUUCAGUAGUACCUCCCUUAUGCUAUCUCUGCCAAGAGGCAUCCUUGCUAUUAGCAAGCUAGUAUUUGGAUACAGAAUCUACAGUUAGAUAUGACCUCUGUAAUCGUGACCCCCUCUAUGGGUAGCUUUUACAAUCAAGAUGGUCUCCCUGAAACAGAAAUAAUCUUUAUCUAUCAUAUAUGUCUUGAUUGAAAUGCUUGCUUGUCGUGAAUGUCAUGCUAUCAUGUUGUGUCUUACUCUUUCUUUUGCUUUCUUUUUCAGCGUUUUUUUUUUUGGGUGCAUUGAAUGUCCUGUAUGGCACCGUCGGCUUUACUGUGAAUCUUGUACAACUGAGGCCACAAUUUGGCCUCUCAAGAUUGGCUUAUUGGAUGAAUGUCUCUUGGGCCAUGAUUCACAUUGUGUUGUACUUUUUAAUCGCUUCCCUCUAUCUGAAAACUUUGGAAGAGGGUGAGACCCUCGAAGACGUUGGUCGCACAAUACAGAGUAGAAACUUGUUGGAUCUUGAUGAUGAUGACGGCGAAGAUCAAACUGAUAAUUCUAAAAUUCAAAAACCGUAAUUUGAUGUGAAAUCAGAAAACAGGGUGCCUCAAGGAUUGCUUCAUUAGCUGACCCGUUUAUACUGUAAACCCUCGAAAAAUAUCCAGAUUAAUUUCAUUUGGAAAAGAAAGAGCGUUAUAUGCCUAAAGAAUUAUGUCAUUUAUCAAAUGUGACCAUUCAUCAUUUUGAAAUUGAAGAAAUCCUGCUAUUUUGAUGGUUUACAGGGUAUUUUUGAACAUUCAAACUUUAGUGGCAGAGAGAGGUUGUAGGUAUUGAAGAAAGAAUGUUAUGAACUUAGAUGCAGUUAAUAAUGGAUAGUGGAUCUGGUUCAGACAGUAUAGAGUAUACAGUAUAGGAACCAUUGGCGAUUGUUAACAAUAUCCAUGCUGCACAUCAUAGACGUUCGCUUGGCCUUAUAAAAAAUUGUUAUAAAUUGUCAUAAAUAUUGUUUAUUUUGCAAUAUAUUUUAUCAAUUUAAUAUUCUACUCUGGGUAUUGGUAUUGACCACGGUUCUAACAAUUGAAGCAAUUUUCUAAAUUUUGAUACUUAUGUGCAAUAGCACAAUUUAUAUUGUACCUUCUAAACUAGUGUUUGUACUUGAAAUGAUCAUGAAGGAUGAUUAUAUCAAGAAAACAUGGCUGAAACAUUUGUCAGUGCAAUAAUCAUGUCUCUUCGUGUAAAACUGUUAAUUCUGUGAUAUAUAGGCUACAUUGUAGUUACAUCACCAAAGUUCCUUUUCAGUUCAUCUUAGUUUGUAGCUGUUAAAAAAUAAAGUGUUUGUGUUGUCUGUGGUGUAUUUGACAAAAACUUUGUAACUUCUGAUAACUAAUUAUUUAGAUAAACUUGUACUAUGAAGCAUUUAUAACCUGUAUUGCACAAGUUGGUUACCUGGUAACUCAUGUUUAUAUGUAAUAAAAAUAUAUUAACUGAA